AUGGCUCCCAGUGCUAUCGAUCCCUCAAUCACAGAUGUGGUCCAGCCCAAGAAGGACAGCCUAGGUCUUCCCAAAGAGACUCGAGCUCGCCUUGAAAGGGCCAAUGUCGACCUUUCGAAUGGUUACCCUUACCGUCCAGCUCGUCCCCUCUACCUGCAAGAUGCCUAUAACAUCAGAAAUGAGCCUUGGGCGCAUGACGAUGCUGGAGCUAGAGCGAAGAAGACCGAUCCUACUAAGAAGUCUCUUUUCGAAGCUGCAAGCAAGAUCGAGGAUCUCACAGCUCACAUGGGCACCGAGAUUCACGGCUUGCAGUUGAAGGAUCUCACCAACCAGCAGAGGGACGAGCUUGCACUGUUGAUUGCUGAAAGAAGCAUUGUCUUCUUCCGUGAUCAGGACAUAUCUCCUCAACAACAAAAGGAGCUUGGCGAGCAUUAUGGAAAGAUUGAAGUCCACCCUCAGGUACCCCAAGUCCCAGGUGUCGAAGGUGUCACUGUGAUCUGGCCUGCUCUACAGGCAACUGAGAGCGCUGCCAACUUCAGAAACCCCGGCGGUGCUUCUCGUUGGCACACUGAUCUGGUUCACGAGCGUCAGCCUGCAGGUAUCACGCACCUUCACAACGAUGUCGUGCCAUCUGUCGGCGGAGACACUCUUUGGGCUUCGGGCUAUGCUGCCUACGAGAAGCUCAGCCCAGGCUUCCGCAAGAUCAUUGACGGCAAGAAGGCAUACUUCAAGUCUGCACACACGUACCUCGACCGCGAUGAUCCCAAUGCCGGUCCCAAGCAUAUCGAGCGUGUUCACCCGAUUGUUCGCGUGCAUCCAGCUACUGGCUGGAAAGCGCUCUUCGUGAACAGAUCCUUCACAACCAGGAUAGUCGGCCUCGACAAAGCUGAGAGUGAUGUCAUUCUAAACUAUCUCUUCGAUGUCUACGAGCGAGUAAGUGUCUCAGCGGAUCGAAGUCAAUUAGUUUUGUAUAAUGUUGCUGAUCUAUCCCCANNGAACAUUGACAUCCAGCUUCGAUUCAAGUGGACACCUAGAACCAGUGCUCUGUGGGAUAAUCGCAUUACCAUCCACAAUGCUUCAUGGGACUACGAAGGGGUAGCNCCAAGACACGGUACUCGUGUGACUCCGUUGGCCGAGGAGCCGUACUUUGAGGAGGACGCGCCGACCAGAAGACAUGCAUUGGGUCUUGAUGCUGAAGAUGAGUUGGUUGGUUCCGAUUAG
Molecule: messenger RNA, 1221 nt
Organism: Aureobasidium uvarum
Lineage: Eukaryota; Fungi; Ascomycota; Dothideomycetes; Dothideales; Saccotheciaceae
Source: the annotation of a GenBank genome assembly